CAUCAUCGAAGAGUACGAUCCUUACCGAAGCUGGCACGGUUCGCAAUAUGGAUCGCGCUAUUCGUUGCAUGGGCGUGACGGCGGCCACAACAAGGGCUACACCAGCGGAGGCAGUACUAUACACUCGAAUCGAUCUCUGCCCAUCGAUUCAGACCAUUAUGCGAUAGUUCAUAGCCGACCGGGUUCGAGGCAUUCCGGAUUACACGGUCAUCGCCCUCGGGGGCCGCCAAGCAAUAUGUAAAUUAGUUUCCGAAACCUGUAGCUAUUCUUCCUGUGCACUGCCAUCCGAACAAGGCAAUAACUUCAACCAGACAAGCACUGUACACGAAAUCAAACAGUGUUUCUCGCGACGAACGUCUAUCUCACAAGAAAAAAAAAUGCACAUGACUUUCCUGACAAACUUUUAAAAAUGUAUCUCCAAAGCAUAGCUAGCGGAAGAUGUAAAUAAUUGGACAUUGUGAAAUCACCACGGUAAUUUUAUCAUUAGAUACUCUCAAUGAAACUCGAUACAUAUUUUUAACAGUUAGUGAAAAACAAUUAACAAGAAACGAAAGAUUUCAAAAGUUAUUUAAUUCUACAGUAAACGAUCACAAUCGAACGAAUCGCAGCAGCUAACAAAUCCACAAGUAGUAAAAACAAGUCAAUACUAUGAGUUUGGUUCUGUAAUUUUUACACAUGUUUUAAAUAACAUUCAUUUGAUUUCUUCUAUGCAAAUAAUACAAGCAGCAGUGGAAUGAAACUUAACGAUUAAGUAACAAGUAAGUGUGAAAAAAGAAAAUUGUAAAAUAAUGAUGAAUAAAAUGGCUAAUAAAUAA
Aedes albopictus (Asian tiger mosquito) is the source of this 815-nucleotide messenger RNA. RefSeq lists its product as uncharacterized. The record is from RefSeq and is a predicted model, not a curated record. Lineage: Eukaryota; Metazoa; Arthropoda; Insecta; Diptera; Culicidae.